GCCCGUGUCGUACCGUCCUGAAGACAUGAACCAGGCAGCUUCCAGUCGAGCACAGUGGGGAUCUCUGGUGUCCGCACAUUCCCCGAGUCCCUCUCAAAUGCAACCUACACCUAGCAAAAAUAAUUUUUGGGCGGGCCCAGCAGCAACUGCAACAACUCACUUACACCCACCCGCUCACAUAUGUACAUACCACUGGAUCAAACCCCGAAACCGCUGGACAAACUGGAACCACACUCUUGCAGAAGAGGAGACGACAGAGCUACAAAAGAAAACCACAAAAUGUCGCGCAGCCUACCUAAUGUCAUCAUCACGGGCACGCCCGGCACCGGAAAGACCAGCCACUGCGAGCUGCUGGCCGAGCGCACGGGCCUUAAGCACAUCUCUGUCAACGACGUGGUGAAGGACCGCGAGUGCCAUGAGGGCUGGGACGAGGAGUAUCAGAGCUGGAUCGUGGACGAGGACAAGCUCCUUGACGCCAUCGAAGACGAGGUCAAGCAGGGCGGGUGCAUAAUAGAUUGGCACGCGUGUGACCUGUUCCCAAAGAGCUGGAUCGACCUGGUGGUCGUGCUGCGGGUGGACACGGCGACGCUGUAUGAUCGGCUAACAGCGAGGAAAUACCCAGAGGUAAAACUCCAAGAGAAUAUCGACUCAGAAAUCAUGGACGUUUUGUUGCAGGAGGCGAAGGAGUCGUAUGACGAGGAGAUUGUGGUCGAGCUGCAGAGCGUGACGGCGGACGAGAUGGAGAGCAACGUCGAGAGGAUUGAGCAGUGGUUGGAGCAGUGGAAGAAGAACAAUGCUACCUAGUGUUAAGAAAAUCUAGCAAAAGUCCAACCUCAAAUCCACGAGACAUGCCAGGAUGAACAACAUGGACUACUAUUCUGAUAUUCCACAGUGCCCGAAACUUGGGAGCUCCAGGGCCCCAGAGCU
Molecule: messenger RNA, 927 nt
Organism: Chaetomium strumarium
Lineage: Eukaryota; Fungi; Ascomycota; Sordariomycetes; Sordariales; Chaetomiaceae
Product: AAA domain-containing protein
Exons: 3
Coding region: 181-804 (207 amino acids)
Cellular component (GO): nucleus; cytoplasm
Molecular function (GO): ATP hydrolysis activity; ATP binding; AMP kinase activity
Source: RefSeq, a predicted model, not a curated record